Molecule: messenger RNA, 996 nt
Organism: Akanthomyces muscarius
Lineage: Eukaryota; Fungi; Ascomycota; Sordariomycetes; Hypocreales; Cordycipitaceae
Exons: 8
Coding region: 1-996 (331 amino acids)
Biological process (GO): malate metabolic process; tricarboxylic acid cycle
Cellular component (GO): cytoplasm
Molecular function (GO): L-malate dehydrogenase (NAD+) activity
Source: RefSeq, a predicted model, not a curated record
AUGGUUAAAGCUGUUGUUGCUGGUGCCUCUGGCGGCAUUGGUCAGCCUCUUUCUCUCCUCCUCAAGACCAGCUCUCUCAUCGAUGAGCUCGCCCUCUACGAUGUCGUCAACACUCCCGGUGUUGCCGCCGACCUUUCUCACAUCUCUUCCCCAGCUAAGCUCACUGGCUACCUUCCCGCCAACGAUGGCGCAAAGGCCGCUUUCAAGGACGCUGAUAUUAUCGUCAUCCCCGCUGGUAUUCCCCGCAAGCCUGGUAUGACCCGUGAUGACCUCUUCAACAUCAAUGCUGGCAUUGUCAAGGGUCUCAUUGAGGUUGCCGCCGAGGUCGCCCCCAAGGCCUUUAUUCUCGUCAUCUCCAACCCCGUCAACUCGACCGUCCCCAUCUCGGCCGAGGUCCUCAAGGCCAAGGGUGUCUUCAACCCCCAGCGCCUCUUUGGUGUCACCACCCUCGACAUUGUCCGCGCUGAGACCUUUGUUGCCGAGAUUACCGGCGAGAAGCACCCCCAGAAGCUCAACAUUCCCGUCAUCGGUGGCCACUCUGGCGAGACUAUUGUCCCCCUCUUCAGCAAGGCUACCCCCUCCGUCAACAUCCCCGCCGACAAGUACGAUGCUCUUGUCAACCGCGUCCAGUUUGGUGGUGACGAGGUCGUCAAGGCCAAGGACGGUGCUGGCUCUGCCACCCUCUCCAUGGCCUACGCCGGUUUCCGCUUCGCCGAGAAGGUCCUGAGAGCCGUCAAGGGCGAGAAGGGUCUCGUCGAGCCCAGCUACGUUUACCUGCCUGGCGUUCCUGGCGGUGAAGCCAUUGCCAAGGCCACCGGCUGCGACUUCUUUUCAGUCCCCAUUGAGCUCGGCCCCAACGGUGCCGAAAAGGCCACCAACCCAUUGGAGGGCAUCACCGAGCAGGAAAAGGCCCUGCUGGCAAAGGCCGUCGAGGGUCUCAAGGGCAACAUUUCCAAGGGUGUCCAGUUUGCCCACAACCCUCCCCAAAAGCUGUAA